This is a messenger RNA of Mesorhabditis spiculigera, 2688 nucleotides long. Lineage: Eukaryota; Metazoa; Nematoda; Chromadorea; Rhabditida; Rhabditidae. The record is from the annotation of a GenBank genome assembly.
AUGAGAAGGGCCGACUCGUGCCUAUUCGCGCCAUAUCGAUCCGUCGGCCUCGUCUGCAACGAUGUCCGGCCGGCUUACAGACAACAACCCGGUUUUCGCCGCUUCACCUCGCUAGUUUGCGCCGUUGAUAAUGUGGUGCUUCACUAUCGAGCCGAGAAACUUCGACUAGCCGCAACGUCAGACUCAUUUCCGGAGAAGGUCACGCAUGUGAUGUGCGAUAAAAAUUGCAUUUAUGGCGUUGCCGGUUCUCGCAUCGGAGUGCUGCCAUUAUGCCGGGAUAUUACACGCUGGAUUGACACGGUGAAGUCCACGAAACACUGCAUCAUAUUUGGCAGCCAAUUUGUUGUUGUCGACGUGGACAAUGGUUUGCGGGUUAUUGACGUUGAAGAUGGGACGAUAGCACUGCAUAUCGAAGGCUCGCCCCAUUUUGACAUCAGUGCCCUCGUCCAUCCUCCCACAUACGUCAAUAAGGUGCUAUUCGGAAGUUCUCAAGGCAAGCUGCGGCUGUACAACACGAGGACGGGCAAGAUGAUCCAUGAAUUUGCUAGCAAAUUCGAUGCCCCGAUCGUGAGAUUGGAGCCAACGCCUGCCGUCGAUGUAAUCGCCAUCGGUCUCCAGAAUGGACGCAUUAUUUUGCACAAUGUCAAGACAGACGAAACCGUCUGCAGUUUCCGGCACGACAAUGCGAUUACGGCGAUCGGAUUUAGAAACGACGAGGCUCCGUUGAUGACCACAGCAGAUGAAACGGGUAUGAUCGCUGUCUGGGAUCUGGAGAAAAGAGAACUGCUCGGCCGAAUUUCUGGAAUUCACACAGCAGCCGUCACCUCUCUCUACUUCAUGCCGGGCGAGCCUGUGAUGAUUUCUACCUCGGAAGAUAAUUCGAUGCGUGCAUGGAUUCUUGAUCAGGCCGAUGGCAUGCCGCGGCAGCUUGUCAUCCACGAGGGCCAUUCUGAGGCCAUACAGACAAUUUUAUUCACUGGCCAACACGAGGUGAUGUCCGCUGGGCUCGACGGGUCGCUACGAAAAUAUUCAGUCGAGAACCAGGCGAUGCGCCACAAACUGGGAAGCGCCGGGACGAUGGCGAAAGCCAAAGCUAAGAAAAUGCACAUCGAUUUGGACAGCAUCAAGUUGGAACCGAUUGUCGAGAUUGCGAUGGGUACAACCCGUUCGGCACAAUGGGACAAUGUUCUCUGUAGACAUCGCGAUACGUUAGUCGUGACAACGUGGACGACAUCUAAAAGUACACAAGGAACGCAUAGAUUGGCCCACAAGCGAUUUACGAAAACGGACACCUGGCAGGGGACGACCGCCACCUCGAUCGCCAUCUCGCCAUGCGGAAAUUUUGCAUUCAUUGGGUAUUCCUCUGGGCAUAUCGAUCAAUACAACGUCCAAUCUGCCCGUCUCAAGCGUACAUUUGUAGCUGAACUGACGGAGGAAUCCAAAGAAAAUGGUGUCGCACAUGACACUGCCGUUUGCGGCCUCACCGUUGAUGCCCUGGGCCAUGAACUGAUCAGCGGUGGUCGAGAUGGGCGGCUGAGAUUUUGGGAUCUUCGCACGGGCAAGAUGAAGGCCACCUUGAAAGCGACAGGCAGCAUCGUGAAGAUGGUCUCCUGUAAGGCGAACAGUCUGUUGGCGGUCGCUUUGGAAAAUCUGGAUGGCUCAUCCUUCGUCUCGGUUUUCGACAUUUUGACGCGAAAAGCUGUGCGUGUGUUCAAGACGAUUGGAAACGGGCUCUUGGCGCUGGAAUUUUCGUCAAAUGGUCGCUGGCUGUUGACGUCCGAUGCCGAGGGAUACAUUCGGAUUUGGGAAUUGUCAACCUCUUCCCUCAUCGACGUGAUGCUGGCUGGAUCUCCCUGCAUCGGGCUGUCGUUCAACGAGACGGGCCACUACCUGGCCACGUGCCACGCCGCCGAGCGCGCCAUCUACGUGUGGGCGAACAAGACGCUGUUCAUCGGGACGAUCCCGUUGAGGUCGUUGCCCUUAGAUUACAAGCCGAGCUGGGAGCAGACGAGAUACAUUCCCGAUGUCGAGGAUGCGCCAAUGGAGGAAUUGACCGCAAAAUUGGAGCAGCUUGACGCAUCGCUUGUCACCUACUCCGGCCUCGCCCCGUCGCGCUGGGCCAAUCUCCCCAACAUUGCAAUCAUCAAGGAACGGAAUAGGCCUGUCGAACCACCGAAGAAACCAAAACAAGCCCCGUUCUUCCUCUCCACUGCUCCGACUCUCGAUGGCUUUGAAUUCGAAAAGAUGGAUACUGAAAACAUCGAAAACGAGGAGCGGAAAAUCCUGGAGGCCAAAAGAAGCAUGCUCGAAAUGGAGAGUACCUUUUCGACAAAGUUGCGGAGAGCAAAGUCCGAGGCCGAUUUCAUUGCUUGUUUUGCCGAUUUGAAGCAGAUGAGCGUGUCAGCGACUGAUUUUCAGAUCCGAACACUUUCCGAGGAUGUUCUUGGCAAGUUUGUGCGUAUGCUAUUGGCGGUGGAAAAGACGCGGCAAAACUUUGACUUGACCCAGGCCUACACGGCGGCUUUCACCAAGAUCCACGGCAAUUCCUUAUGGAAAUCUGACGCAGAUGACGAGCUGACAGAGGCGCUGGCCGAAUUGGGGGAUCUUCAAGAAGAGAUCUGGACAGAAUACGACACGCUGACCCUCCACAACGUCGCCGUGGUCCAGUGGGCGAAGAAUGCGUUGUUA